Molecule: messenger RNA, 8204 nt
Organism: Myripristis murdjan (pinecone soldierfish)
Lineage: Eukaryota; Metazoa; Chordata; Actinopteri; Holocentriformes; Holocentridae
Gene: lrp6
Product: low density lipoprotein receptor-related protein 6
Exons: 23
Coding region: 206-5062 (1618 amino acids)
Biological process (GO): nervous system development; canonical Wnt signaling pathway
Molecular function (GO): Wnt receptor activity; Wnt-protein binding
Source: RefSeq, a predicted model, not a curated record
ACCGAUCUCCUGCAGGACAAUGUGAGAGACAGAGUUGAAGCAACGCAGCUAGCUAGCAUGCCAGGAUGGAAGUGAGAAUAAUUUGAGCCACCUUAUAUUGUAACCAAAGUAUUGCUGGAAAGCCACUAUUCUGCAAGAGAAAGAGGACGCCGCGAUGGGAAUCUUGCGUUGAAGAGAAGCGGCAGGGCCAAGAAAAGGGAGAAAGAUGGGUGUCGUGCUACGGAGUCUGUUGUUGUGUAGUUUUUGUUUUCUGAUACGAGGAGCGCCACUCCUAUUGUAUGCAAACCGACGAGACCUGCGGCUUGUGGACGCGGCGCACGGGAAGGCGAACGCUACAGUGGUGGUGGGAGGACUAGAGGAUGCUGCUGCUGUGGAUUAUGUCUACUCCCAGGGGCUCAUCUACUGGAGUGACGUGAGCGAGGAGGCUAUCAAACGCACUGUUUUUAACCAAUCAGGGGCCAGCGGGGUCCAGACCGUAGUGGUGUCAGGACUGGCCUCCCCAGAUGGACUAGCCUGUGACUGGCUAGGUAGUAAACUUUACUGGACCGACUCAGAAACCAAUCGGCUUGAGGUCGCAGAGCUUGAUGGAUCUUUGCGAAAAGUUCUGUUCUGGCAAGAGCUCGAUCAGCCGAGGGCAAUAGCCUUGGAUCCAGCAAGAGGGUACAUGUACUGGACAGACUGGGGAGAAAUCCCAAAGAUUGAGCGAGCGGGAAUGGAUGGGACUAACCGUGCAAUGAUAAUCGAUAAGGAUAUCUACUGGCCGAACGGACUGACGCUGGACUACAGCCAGCAGAAACUCUACUGGGCAGAUGCCAAGUACAACUUCAUCCAUCGCUCCAACUUGGAUGGCUCCUCAAGGGAGGUAGUGGUCAAAGGAGAUCUCCCCCACCCGUUUGCCCUGACACUGUAUGAGGACACCCUCUUCUGGACUGACUGGAACACCCACUCCAUCCACUCAUGCAAGAAGCAGACAGGAGAAGACCGGCGCAAAGUCCACUCCGACAUCUUCUCACCCAUGGACAUCCAUGUCUUCAGCCCAAGGAGACAGCCCACCUCAGUGACCAGCCCUUGCUCCCUGAAGAACGGAGGUUGCUCCCACCUCUGCCUGCUGUCACCGAUGAAGCCCUACUACCAGUGUGCCUGUCCCACGGGGGUCCAGCUGCUGGAAGAUGCCAAGACCUGCCGCGACGGUGCCACUCAGAUGCUCCUCUUAGCUCGGCGAACAGACCUGCGCCGCAUCUCACUGGACACACCGGACUUUACGGACAUCAUUCUACAGGCCGAAGACAUACGCCACGCCAUCGCCAUUGACUACGACCCAGUAGAUGGACACAUCUACUGGACAGAUGACGAGGUAAAGGCCAUCCGCCGCUCCCUUCUGGAUGGGAGCGAUGCCCAGUUCGUGGUCACCUCUCAAGUCAACCAUCCUGAUGGCAUCGCUGUGGACUGGAUUGCCCGAAACUUGUAUUGGACGGAUACUGGCACUGACCGCAUCGAGGUAACACGGCUCAAUGGCACAAUGCGCAAGAUACUGAUCUCAGAAGACCUGGACGAGCCUCGAGCCAUCGUACUGGACCCAGUGGCAGGGUACAUGUACUGGACUGACUGGGGAGAAGUGCCAAAGAUCGAGCGGGCUGAUCUGGAUGGAACGGAGCGUAUUAUUAUGGUCAACACUUCACUGGGCUGGCCCAACGGCCUGGCGCUGGACUACGAUGAACGCAAGAUCUACUGGGGAGACGCCAAGACCGAUAAGAUUGAGGUGAUGAACAUGGAUGGGACCGGACGAAGGAUCUUGGUGGAGGACAAGCUGCCUCACAUCUUCGGCUUCACACUGCUGGGAGACUACAUCUAUUGGACCGACUGGCAGCGACGCAGCAUUGAACGUGUUCACAAGCGCACGGCUGAGCGGGAGUUUAUCAUUGACCAGCUUCCUGACCUGAUGGGUCUCAAGGCCACCUACGUACAUGAGGCCUACGGUACGAACCCCUGUGCAGAGAACAACGGCGGCUGCAGCCACCUCUGCCUGUACAAGCCCCAAGGGGUGCAGUGCGGCUGUCCCAUCGGCCUGGAGCUCAUCGCCGACAUGAGGACGUGCAUUGUCCCCGAGGCCUUCCUGCUGUUCUCCCGCCACACCGACAUCCGCCGCAUCUCCCUGGAGACCAACAACAACAACGUAGCCAUCCCGCUCACCGGCGUCAAGGAGGCCUCGGCACUGGACUUUGAUGUCACUGACAACCGCAUCUACUGGACCGACAUAACGCUCAAGACUAUUAGCCGUGCAUUCAUGAAUGGCAGUGACCUGGAGCAUGUGGUGGAGUUUGGUCUGGACUACCCGGAGGGUAUGGCUGUGGACUGGCUGGGCAAGAAUCUGUACUGGGCAGACACCGGUACCAACCGCAUCGAGGUGGCCAAGCUAGACGGCCAGCACCGACAGGUUCUGGUUUGGAAGGACCUGGACAGCCCCCGUGCCCUUGCCCUUGACCCAGCUGAAGGUUUCAUGUACUGGACGGAAUGGGGUGGCAAGCCAAAGAUUGACCGAGCAGCUAUGGAUGGAACUGGGCGCAUCACCCUGGUGCCUGACGUGGGCCGAGCCAACGGGCUCACCAUCGACUACGCAGAGCGCAGACUCUACUGGACUGACCUGGACACAACUUUAAUUGAGUCGUCUAAUAUGCUGGGCCAAGACCGCGAGGUGAUAGCAGAUGACCUGCCUCACCCCUUUGGCUUGACCCAGUACCAAGACUACAUUUAUUGGACCGACUGGAGCCAGCGCAGCAUUGAGCGAGCCAAUAAGACCAGUGGGCAGAACCGCACCAUCAUCCAAGGCCACCUGGACUAUGUGAUGGACAUCCUGGUGUUUCAUUCAUCCAGGCAGGGCGGCUGGAACGCCUGCGCCUCCACCAAUGGCCACUGCUCCCACCUCUGCCUGGCCGUCCCUGUCAGCAGCUUUGUCUGCGGCUGCCCUGCCCAUUUUUCCCUCAACUACGACAAUAAGACCUGCAGCGCCCCUACUUCCUUCCUGCUGUUCAGUCAGAAGACAGCUAUCAACCGCAUGGUGAUCGAUGAGCAGCAGAGUCCCGACAUCAUCCUGCCAAUCCACAGUCUCCGGAACGUCAGGGCUAUCGACUACGACCCGCUGGACAAGCAGCUGUACUGGAUCGACUCCAAGCAGAAUGUCAUUCGCCGUGCCCAGGAAGAUGGGAGCCAGAGCAUGACGGUGGUGUCGAGCUCGGUGGGUGGACCCAACCUGGGCCUGCAGCCGUAUGACCUCAGCAUUGACAUCUACAGCCGCUUCAUCUACUGGACCAGCGAGGUUACCAAUGUCAUCAAUGUCACGCGGACCGAUGGCAGCCGAGUGGGUGUGGUGCUGAGGGGGGAGCACGACAAACCCAGAGCCAUCGUGGUCAACCCAGAGAGGGGGUAUAUGUACUUCACCAACCUGUUGGAGCGUUCCCCCAAGAUCGAGCGGGCGGCACUGGAUGGCACUGAGCGGGAGGUGCUGUUUUUCAGUGGCCUGGGAAAGCCUGUAGCUUUGGCCAUCGACAACGAGGUGGGCAAGCUCUUCUGGGUGGACUCAGACCUGCGGCGCAUUGAGAGCAGUGACCUCUCUGGAGCCAAUCGUAUCGUAAUCGAGGACUCCAACAUCCUGCAGCCUGUCGGCCUGACCGUCUUUGGGAACCACCUCUACUGGAUAGACAGGCAGCAGCAAAUGAUUGAGCGCAUUGACAAGACUACACGGGAGGGACGCACCAAGAUCCAGGCUCGCAUUGCCUACCUGAGCGACAUCCAUGCUGUGCACGAGCUGGACAUGAGAGAAUACAGUAAACACCCCUGCACCUGGGACAACGGUGGCUGCUCCCACAUCUGCAUUGUGAAAGGGGAUGGAACAACUCGAUGCUCCUGUCCUGUCCAUCUGGUACUGUUACAGGACGAACUCUCCUGUGGAGAGCCCCCAACAUGUUCGCCAGAGCAGUUUUCCUGCACCUCUGGAGAGGUGGACUGCAUCCCCCAGGCCUGGCGCUGUGACGGCUACCCAGAGUGUGACGACAGCAGCGACGAGGAAGACUGUCCGGUCUGCUCCGACUCAGAGUUCCAGUGCGACAGCCGCCAGUGUGUUGACCUGAGCCACCGCUGCAACGGGGAGGUGAACUGCCAGGACCGAUCUGAUGAGAACAAGUGUGAAGUUCGCUGCCCUCCUGACCAGUUCAGCUGCUCCAAUGGCCAGUGUAUAGGAAAACAUAAGAAGUGUGACCACAACAUGGACUGCACAGACAACUCCGACGAGAUCGGCUGCUAUCCAACAGAAGAGCCGUCUCCUCAGCCCUCCAACACUAUCGGCUCCAUCGUGGGAGUGGUCAUGGCGCUGUUUGUGGUGGGAGCAGUGUACUUUGUGUGCCAGCGUGUCCUUUGUCCACAGAUGAAAGACGACGGGGAGACGGUCACCAAUGACUUUGUGGUCCACGGACCUUCCUCUGUGCCUUUAGGAUACGUACCACAUCCAAGCUCCCUGUCCGGCUCACUGCCAGGCAUGUCCAGGGGGAAGUCUGUGAUUGGCUCCCUCAGUAUCAUGGGCGGUAGCAGUGGUCCACCGUAUGACCGAGCCCACGUUACCGGAGCCUCCUCCAGCAGCUCCUCCAGUACCAAGGGCACUUACUUCCCACCGAUCCUUAACCCUCCUCCGUCCCCUGCAACGGUCCGCUCUCAGUAUACCAUGGAGUUUGGUUAUUCCUCCAACAGUCCCUCAACACACCGCUCCUACAGCUACCGGCCCUACACCUACCGCCACUUCGCCCCCCCCACCACACCAUGCAGCACCGAUGUGUGCGACAGUGACUACACACCAGGACGCCGCGCACCGCCCAAGUCCAGUGCCGCCGCCAAGGGCUACACCAGCGACCUCAACUAUGACUCGGAGCCGUUUCCGCCGCCGCCGACCCCCCGCAGCCAGUACCUGUCGGCCGAAGAGAACUGUGAGAGCUGCCCACCGUCGCCUUACACUGAGCGCAGCUACUCCCAUCACCUCUACCCACCGCCACCAUCGCCCUGCACGGACUCCUCGUGAGCCGCCGCCCCUCCCCCAAGCCGCGGCCCACACACAGCUCCGCCCCCCCUCACUGUAAAUACCAAUUGUGCAUAUUAUGAGUCUAAAAAUGGGAAAGAGAGACUGGUGAUGUAAAAGAGGAGAGGAGUAUAUUGGAGGGGGUCAGGCACCUGUACAUUACAAAAAAAUAUAAGGAGAAAAAAAAGAAAAUGGGAGUUUGCAAAUGAGCUGCAGAACAUUUGUACAUUGAAAAGAGAAAAGCAUAUUUAUAUAUUUUCUAUACAGUGUUUACUGAUAAUGCCAUAGAGGUUUGUAUUAAGAAAUUUGUACAUUUUUUUAAGAAAAGGUUUUAUUAAAAUCAUCACAAAUAUAAGUUGCCUUAAACCAGGAGAGGAGAAAAAUUACCUUCCUACAAGGCUGAAGGACACAAAAGCACAUGAAAACGGACAGCGAGACGCAAUUAAUCUGAUGCCAAAUAUGAAAAACAAUAACCAUUUUGCUCAACACUACUACAAGAUGAGGCUGUAUUGUGGAAAGAAGGAGAGCUCCCUCUGGAGGUCGCCGCCUGCCGCUACACCGCUCGGCUCGGCUCGGCUCCUCAGGCCGGGCAGCCAUUUUGUCAGCACCGGAGAAGUGAUUUCUCCAGUUACCCUGUAAAGUGGGCGAGGAGUGGCUGGAGAAGCCUUUUCAGUGGCAAAGAAUGUGGUACUGGGUCUUUAUUUUUACCUCCUCUUCAUUUUUAAAACGGUUCAUAGGAUCUUGUCUGUAUCCUUAGUUUUUUACUGCGGUGCUGUAUAUGUGAGUCAUCUGCGAGAUGCAGAAGCAGGACAGAAGUUCUGAUCUGAAGCAAUAACACUAAGGCACAUAUUUAUUAACUUUUCACUACCCUUGCUCGGCAUACCAGUCGCCACUAACUGUAUCGACGAGGCCACUCGUAUGCACAACUGUUGGGGCUCGGUCAGAAGUUUGAGACACAGAAUUGUUGUCCCACUAAAUGACGGCAGCAUGGCUCACAUCUAAUUCAUCGCUGAUAUACAGACAGGAUGAAAACCAAAAUGUAGGCUGUGUUUGUCCUUCUGUUUUUACACCUCUAUUUUUUUUUUUUUUUUAAUUAUAAUGCCAGACUGCAACUUUAUAAACCCUGUUUGAGUGAAACAAGACCCAAAGCACAUCAGUUAUAGGGCGCAUUCAUUGCUUUUGACGCUCAAAAUCUCUUUCCUCAGCUUGGUUUGAUCCCCCGGCUCUCGUUGGGGGGAAGCAGCGUUUCCUUCCCACCAAGGACAAGAUCUCGUGCCUGACACAUGUUCAUUUUUUUUUUCCUUAAUUUUUUUUUUUUUUAACACAAAGGAAAUCCAGUGCCCACUAAAUGCUAUAGUAUUUUUGUACCACAUAUUGUGUAGAUAACGUAUUUAUAAGCUAUAUAGAAAUUCAUUGUAAAUCUAUCCAUUGAAUUCUUGCAGUACUUUCUUUUCAUUCCGUCUUUUUUUUAUAUGCCUCAUUAUAUUUUUCUACAAAAAAAUAUCACUCCAAAAGUAUGGCGACAAUCUCAAGACAGAUCAGUCAAAACGAAGAACAUAUCCAGGUAUUCCUGUAUUUGUACGGAGAGUUAUGUGUACGCUUACCUACCGCUCACAGGUCAAUCUGAUUUUGAAGGACUUCUCGUGCCAAAUCCUAAUAUUUUUUACAAUCUGAGGUAGAUUGUCGUCGCCUCCUCACUGAGUCCAGUUGGGAACUGGAGGCCUUGUUCUGCGAACGGAGGCAGGAAGAAAAUGCUGAGCUGGGACCAUGGGUCUACAUGAGGUGGCAUCUAUUCUGUUGCCUUUAUGCUCGUAUCAACAAUCUCUUUUUGUAAAAGUGUUCUGUCUUUGUGCUGUCUUGUGAUGACCAGAAAUCUAUUUUUCAAGGUAACUCGUUGCAUUGUCUAAAAUGUUCGUCUUGAGGGAGGAUUGUCAUAAUCGACACUGGUUUAGUAUUCCUCCCUGUUGUCAAAUGUUUGGAAUGGGUACAGGUUCUACUUCUGAGGUUUUUUUUUUUUUUUUAAGGAGAAUUUGUGGAAAUGUAUUGUUUAUCUUCUGAACGUCAGUUUUUCUUUCUUUCUUUUUUCUUUUCCACCUUGCUCUUUCCUACAUCCAAAUUUCCCUGUAGUGAAGAGAAAUACACCAGCAUGAAUUUGAAGACAAUCUAUUGUUCACCUUGCCAACACUUUUAAGUUGUUUAUAUUCUUCAAAGUGUGUCUGUUGGUUUUCAAAGGGCAAAGUGUGUGUAUUAAGACAGGCGAUUUGAUGUUUCAUAUAGGCUAUAUAUAGGCUAUAUAUAUAUUUUAUUUCCAUUGAAAGCAGUGAUACUCAAUCUCAGACCUGACAUGCUGCUUUUUGUUGGGCCGCCGGCUCGCACAGGAAAUUAAACAUGUCUGUUUAUCCGAAUGGAAACCCAAAACCAGUAAUGACACCAAAUGUAUAUCUCGGACCAGUCAUUCUGUCGCUCCCCCACUGCCUCCAUAUACCUUCAACUCUGUGCCAUAUUUCUGUCAACAUGUAAACGAGCCAAGAACUGCCUGUGGUACAAUCACUCAUUUACAUGCACAUCCAUGUCAAACUAAACAUUGUUCGGAGAGGUUCUCAUUCUCUUAACUGCACUUUACAGUACUUACGCUGAUUUCCGGUACAACACUACCAUGUUAUCAUGCAGCUGACGUAGAUUUAGGCCUAUGUAAGGGUGGAUGUUUGUGUGUGGAAGUGUCCAUAUGAGAGGGAAUACAAAAGAUCGACUCGGUCAGGAAAAGAAAGUUUUGCUGUCUACAUCCAAACGUGCAGCAAGGCACAGCGAAAACGGGAGAGAUCUGGCAGGAAGCACAGACAGGAACAGGACUAAUUGAAUCAGAAAGCUGACCGUCAGGCUCAGUGUGAUGAUUGAUUUCAACCAUCAUCUUCCUCCGAGCUCACAGCCUUGUGUUCUGCGAGACGGAGCUUCACAAUGUUUGUUCAGAACGGCUGCUGUCUCUAAGUGAUAAGCAAUGGACAUUGUACAGAUUGUGAAGAAAGUGGUGCAAAAAAAGGUCAAAGAAAGUUGUUCUGUUGUUUUAAAAAGAUGUACUCGUCAAGGUGGAAAUGCCGAGGUUAAGUCAUUUGAAAAAAAAAAAUAAAGCACUUUUGUCUCCAUGUUA